This is a messenger RNA of Coregonus sp. 'balchen', 4125 nucleotides long. The record is from the annotation of a GenBank genome assembly. NCBI's taxonomy places the organism in Eukaryota, Metazoa, Chordata, Actinopteri, Salmoniformes, Salmonidae.
CGCACUGUACUAUAAUCAAGUACCAGACGGAGGACAGGUCGCGAGCAAGAGGUGAAUCUUCGGCAUGUAUUUUCGAAGUCCGGGCAUCGGUGAGUGUUUUGAAAAUAACAAAGACAUACUGUACUUUGUGAAUUUAAAAACCUAUGCUUUAUCAAUCGUAUCUAUUAACAAGUUUGCAACAGUGUGAGUUUUUGAUAUAAAAAAAAAAUGCGCAGUAGCGUCGUUGAAAUGCAGCCCGACUAACCAGCUGUGUCAGGCAGAUAGUGGCAUCACGGUUGUUUUCUUUCAAAUGCAAACACUUCCGGCAGCUCCGCAGCGUUUUUAAAGUGUCUUCAGGCUUUUGUUUUAUUUUGUUGAUUAAGAAAUAUAUUAUUUAUGGAAGAAAUAUAGGCGUGUGCACGAAGUCCAUGUUAUAGGCUAUGUUAAUUGUUGUGCAUUGUCAACAGUGCCGCACAAAUAGGAAGGUAAAAAAAACAAAAUUAAAUUUCACAAAUUAAUCUCAAAACACCUUCAGGCGAAAUAUCAUUAUAGACCUGGUCAGACAGCUGUCAUGAUCAUGUUAUUAUUUCAGCAAGAAUAGUGCCACUCAGGUUUUGGGAGCAUUACGUGAGCAUCUACCUGUCUGCAAUCUAACCUGAGGUGCCAAAUGAACAAACGGCUCUUGUACAGUUUAGUGCAGCCUGCCACCAAAAUGAGUGGGCUCUUGCAAACCCCCACAUUAUCAAUGUAAUACAGUAUUAGUAGCCUUGAUCUCUGGUAGUUGGAUUUUUAAGUGUUUCCUUGACUUAUUUGUUCUGUUACAUUUCAGGCAAUUGCAGUACACUAGCCAAACCGACUGCAUUAUACUGUAGUCCGGCAAUCUGUCACAGGAAAACCACUAUUUGGUCAUUAUGUAACCAGGACCGGCUUGCGACAUAAGCGGGUGCUUAGGGCCCUCAUCCGUUUUCUUUUUUUUAGGAACUGUCUGGUUCUCAAUUUACUGUUGAAAGUUAGAAUAGUAGAAUACACAAGGUGCAAGUUCGAAAUUUGGUUUUGAAUCACCAGUUUAAUUGUUUUGUCAGUCACUGACAGACACUCAAUAAGCAAAGCAGCUAACAAUUUUUAUAGUGGCAAAUUAGCCUAGCCAGUUAUCUAAACUUGUAGUAAUCAUGGCCGAAUACCGACCGAGCACGCAGGGCACAUGCCCAGGGGCCCCCCAUUGAUUUAGCUAGUCACUCUCACGCAGAUAUCAUGGCAUAAGUCAUGGAAAAAUGUGUAGAAUUGCAGGAAAUUAGCUUUAAAACUCAAAAAAUGUCUCUACCCCAUUGCAAACAGAGUAGAAUUGCAUGACAUUUGUUAUACAAUUGCUAAAUUUUCUCUCCGCCCCAUGGCAAAAUGUUUAGAACUGCAGAAAACGUGCUUUAAAACAGCAACAUUGUCUAUACGCCCCAUGGCAAAAUAUGUAGAAUUGCAGGAAAUGUACUUUAAAAUGUAAGUUUCUCUCUGCUGUAAAGAGGGCCACUAUUUAUUUUGCCCGCUUGGUGGGGGGGCCCCCCAACCAAAUAUCGCUUAGGAUCCCCAAAAGGCUAGAGCCGGCCCUGUAUGUAACACUAUUACUCUAACCAUAUUGCAUCCCCAUUUGAAUGAAUUAUUGUCCUGAAACAAUUCUCAUGUGGCUCUGUGUUGUUCAUCUCAGUCAACCAGCCUUAUUCGCUAUGUAUGAUGUAUGCAGCAGAGCAAUGUGCAAGUGGCAAUAAUUGUAGUGCCCUACAAACCUAUACAUGGGUUAGACCGAGACAGUAGAAACUGCUGAUCAUCCGGUCAGACUGAAAUAGCUUCUAGCAGUGAGGUGGGAGUCAUCCGGUGUGAAGUCAUCAUCCGCUGCUGUCCAGGUUUGGAGGUACCCGUUUUGGCACUCUGUCAUGUAAAUAUGCUAGUAGUUCACAGAAGUCGGCCACUAAACUUUGCAGGUUGUCAUGAAGCGACUCCACCCAUGUGUAACUGUUGAUGAAUCAUUAUGAUGAACCUAACACUCACUCAUCACCAACAAUUAGAUUGCAAAUAUUAAGCCCAAGUGGGUUUGUCAGGACAACUCAAACCAUUGAACUUCACUUGAGUGUUCUAAAUCAAGAGUGAUGUCUGCUCUUCCAAUUACAGGCUAAACAAUGCAUUGAAUUGCGAGGGCAGCAACAAGCCAGGUACGCAGAGCCUCAUUGUCCCAUCACCCCACCCCAGUAUGGAGAACCUAGAGGAGGACCUGACAUGUUCGGUGUGCUAUUCCCUCUUCACUGAUCCUCGGGUCCUGCCCUGCUCCCACACCUUCUGUAAGUCCUGCCUGGACAACGUACUCCAAGUCUCUGCCAUCUACUCCAUCUGGCGUCCGCUGCGGCUCCCACUCAAGUGCCCCAACUGCCGCAGUGUGGUAGAGCUCCCGCCAACGGGUGUUGACGCAUUGCCCAUAAAUGUCUCCCUCCGCGCCAUCAUUGAGAAGGUAACCGUUUAAUACUUUUUUAUUUGAUCUUAGGGCAUAGUCACAUUGGGGCAUAUCUUUAUAGGGUACAGUAUAAUGAAGAGGUAUAGAAUUUAUUUUAUUCCCAAAUGUACCUGUCAGUUCCAGAAGGACAGCCAACCACGGCCCCCCUCCUGCCUUGAGCACCACCGACAGCCCCUCAACGUCUACUGUGUCCAGGACCGCCAGCUCAUCUGUGGCUUCUGCCUAACAGUGGGCCAGCACCAGGGCCACCCCAUCGAUGACCUGCAGGCAGCCUUCAUCAGGGAAAGGCAGGCGCCCGCUCACCUGCUGGGGAGGCUCUCAGACCACCGCUGGGCAGAGGUGAUUUAUGUUUAUUUACCAGUAAUAAUGGAUUUAAUGCAUUUGACCAAUUUAUUUUGUAGUCUUCUGGAUAGUUUACCUGAAGUGUUAUUUCCUGAAGGUGUGUGAGCUGGGGGAGCUGCUGGAGCAGGAGAAGGCCAGCUGUGAGGGCCUAGUGAGGCAGGACCGGCAGGCUGUGGAACAGUACUUCCAGGGGCUGGAGCUGGUGCUUGCCAGGAAGAAAGAGGCUUUCAUGGGGGCCCUGGACACCGCAAGCGUGGAGAUGUCGCUGACCUACGAUCCACUCAUCCAGAGGCUGAAGGAGCUGCAGGUAAGGAUAGCCUGGGGUCGGUGUUGUUGUCAUGACAUUACUUCCUCACCAUUGAUUGUAUAUUAUGGUGCCUUCCCCACAGGAGGAGCAGCUGGACUUGUUGUCUCUGGGCUCGGCCGUGGAGGACGAAGACUCUCCGCUGGUCUUCCUGGAGAAGGUGUACAUGUUCCGGGAGAGGGUGGAGGCGCUGGUAAAUGCCCCCCUGCCCAAAGUCACAUCCCUCUCCAUCACACCCCGUGCUGCUGAGUACCUGGAACAGCACUGGGCGGGGGUGACCAUCGGAGGGCUGGAUGAAGGGCCGGUGCCUCAGGUCUUCUGCUGUGCCAAGCCCACCAUUCUGGAGACGGUUCUUAGGACAGAAGCAGGGAGUCACCCUGGAGGCUGGGUCCAGGAUCUGUGGCUGCAGCUCCAGCCCACUCCCCCUGUGGUGCUCCUGGGGCUGCUGCUGCUCCUGGUGGCAGUGUGGGUGAAUCCUGUUGGGGGAGCAUCUCUGGGCUUCUCCCUGCUGUCCCAGCUCAGUCAGAUGGUGCACGGCCUGAGCAGCGAACUGACCACCUCACUAUGGGGGACAGCAAGCUUCCUGUAUGCACAGACAGGUGAGGUGGUGUGUAGGUACAGCUCUGCCCUCUCCACACUGGGGGAGAACACCUACCAGCAGAUGGCAUCCCUCUACAAGACCUUCAGCUACUGACAAAAAGACAUGGGUCUUCACUUCAGGAAGGACCCCAGCUCCUCAUGACAGCACCACCUGGUGAUGUAAGGUCUUAAUGUCACCCGUUACACUUUGGUUUUGGUUGGGAAUUCAUGCUAACUGUGCCUAUUGAUUGGAAAAUUCCUGAUGCAGCAGGAUACAGUUGACAGAAAACAGGCGUUACUUCUGGGACUAACCCGGACCCCAGAUAAAGCUUAUCACAGGAAUAUACUGCCUCAUGUACCAGAAAGUGAAAAACCAUGAAAUGCAUUCAGCAGAUUGGAAGCAGUUGUUUACAUUUUAGUCAUUUAG